Messenger RNA from Vitis riparia (riverbank grape), 2527 nucleotides. RefSeq names its product inter-alpha-trypsin inhibitor heavy chain H3-like. The record is from RefSeq and is a predicted model, not a curated record. The coding region runs from base 152 to 2422 and encodes 756 amino acids. The transcript is spliced from 13 exons. NCBI's taxonomy places the organism in Eukaryota, Viridiplantae, Streptophyta, Magnoliopsida, Vitales, Vitaceae.
AAAACAAAUGGAUUCCCAAUGUUCACACGCAGGAAAUGCUUUGCUCCGCUUUUAUCUCAUAUUUCACAUUCCCUUCCAACCCCUGAUCUCCAUCAAUCUCUCUCCGUGUUCCGCUGCCUGACCCCGCCGCCGGUGGAAUAUCGUUUUAUCCAUGGCGGACGACUUCACCAAAUCAGUCGAGGAUGGCCUCAAGCUCGCCAAGCGGAUAUACUUCGGGAAGGACCGGUCGGUGACGCCGCCGAAGCCGGUGUCGAUGGAUAAGUCGUCGAAAUCGUAUCUUCCGACUGCGCCGAUGGUGUACGCGGUGAUAUUCGAUCCGGCGAUUGUGGAUAAUCCGGAUAUUCCGAGUUACCAGCCUCAUGUGUACGGAAGGUGCGAUCCGGCGGCGUUGAUUCCGCUUCAGAUGAAUGGGAUAGCGUUGGAGGUGGAUUGUUAUUUGGACACUGCGUUUGUUACGCUGACUGGAUCUUGGCGAGUGCAUUGCGUUAUGGGAAGCCGGAGCUGCGAUUGUCGUUUGGCUGUGCCAAUGGGCGAGCAGGGUUCAAUUCUAGGUGUUGAGGUUGAUGUCCCUAGAAAAUCAUAUUGUACUCAACUGAUCACCAUGGAGGAAAAUAAGGAUAUGGAAAAGGCAUCCCGAGCUGGAGAUGGAGGAUUUUUAAAACCCCAUAUAUUUACCUUAACAAUUCCAGAGGUCGAUGGGGGUUCCAAUCUGUCAAUUAAAGUUAGAUGGUCUCAAAAAUUAUUAUAUCACGAUGGCCAGCUUACAUUAAUUGUACCAUUUCAUUUUCCUGAGUAUGUCACUCCUGCUGGGAAGAAGGUUUCUAAAAAGGAAAAGAUACAGUUGAAUGUGAACUGUGGUACUGGAAUGGAAGUUCUGUGCAAGACAACUAGUCAUCCUCUCAAGGAAAUUCGACGCCAAGUAGGAAAAUUGAGUUUUUCAUAUGAGGCAGAAGUUCUUACAUGGUCUAGUACGGAUUUUACUUUCUCAUUCAGUGUCCCUUCAAGCCAUAUUCAUGGCAGUGUGCUUUUGCAAUCUCCAUCUGUCCAUGAUGUUGACCAAAGAGAGAUGUUCUGCUUGUAUCUAUUUCCAGGAAAUCAGCAGACUGGGAAGGUUUUCAGAAAGGAGGUUGUAUUUGUUGUUGAUAUAAGUGGAAGCAUGCGAGGAAAGCUGCUUGAGGAUACAAAGAAUGCUCUGUCUGCUGCUCUCUCAAAGCUUGAUCCAAAAGACUCAUUCAGCAUAAUAGCUUUUAAUGGAGAAAUUUUUAUAUUUUCAUCAUCAGUGCAGUUAGCUACCAAGGAAGCAAUUGAGAAUGCCAUUCAGUGGAUUAGCAUGAACUUUAUUGCAGGGGGUGAUACAAACAUUUUGCUUCCCAUGAACAAGGCAAUGGAGUUGUUCUCCCAUUCUCCUGGUUCAAUUCCUAUCAUUUUCUUAAUUACUGAUGGAUCUGUUGAAGAUGAGAGACACAUUUGUGAUGUAAUGACGAGUUACUUAACAAAUGAAGAAUCGAUACAUCCACGAAUUUACACUUUUGGCAUAGGUUUAUAUUGCAAUCAUUAUUUCUUGAAGAUGCUUGCAAUGAUUGGCAGGGGCCAUUAUGAUGCUGCAUAUGAUGCAAAUUCGAUUGAGCUUCGAGUGGAAAGACUAUUUACCAGGGCUUCUUCAACCGUUCUUGCAAAUAUAACUAUUGAUGAUUUGGAGGACCUUGAUGAUUUUGAGGUGUAUCCCUCCCACAUGCCAGACCUUUCAUCUGAAAGCGUGUGGACAGUCUCAGGCAGAUACAAGGGAAAUUUUCCUGACACUAUUCAAGCUAGAGGUAUCUUUGCAGAUUUGAACAAUUUUGUUACAGAUUUGAAGGUACAAAAGGCAAAGGAAAUCCCUCUUGACAGGGUACUUGCAAAGCAACAGAUUGGCUGGCUCACAGCUCAGGCAUGGUUUUCAGAAAAUAAACAGCUUGAGGAGAAGAUUGCGGAAAUGAGCAUACAGACUGGUGUUAUUUCGGAGUAUACUCGAAUGAUCUUACUGGAGACUCAGCGAGGAGCCCAAGGUUCAGAACCUGGUCGAGUGCAAGAGCCUCCCAAAACAAUGGAAUACCAGAGGCCGGUAGUAGACUCUAAAGUCCAGAAAAUCAUAUUGCUGCAGAGCUUAGGCGUGGGCUUUGGCAAUGUGAACGCCACAGCUGAAAACUACCCACCGGGAUCAGAAGAAGUAAAGUUGCCGGAGGCAGCAGAGAUAUUUGUUAAGGCAGCUUCCAAUUGUUGUGCAAAGAUGUGUGGUUACUGCUGUUGUAUGUGCUGCAUUCGAAUGUGUACCCGAAUGAACGAUCAGUGUGCGAUUGUACUCACGCAGCUCUGCAGUGCCCUCGCCAUUUUGGGCUGCUUCAGCUGUGCAGAGUUAUGUUGUUCUGGACAAGAGGGAGGAUAGAGAUUAUUAUCGUGGAAACACCCAGAUAUAUUGUUGUAUGUUGUUUUAUAAUACAAAAUGAUAAAAUACAAAACAGAUUAUAUUCUUAUCAUUUAUUUCCUUGGA